Paraglomus brasilianum is the source of this 522-nucleotide messenger RNA. NCBI's taxonomy places the organism in Eukaryota, Fungi, Glomeromycota, Glomeromycetes, Paraglomerales, Paraglomeraceae. The record is from the annotation of a GenBank genome assembly.
AUGUCUUCGAAUAUACUCUCGCGUAAAUUCGAUGUUAGUAAAUUUGGCGUGAUCUAUGCGGAGCUCAGAAGAAUGUUGGACCGGCCGGCUGGAAUUACCAUUGUGAUCGUGAGAGAAGAUUUAUUGGUUGAUCAGCAAAAGACUGUUGUCGAGCAUAGUGCUGGGAUGUAUAUGGCGGGAUUAGUGUUCGAGUAUUUAAUAGCACGAGGUGGAGUUCAGGAGAUUGAGAAAGCUAAUGAGAAAAAGGCUAAACUGCUGUAUGACUAUAUCGAUCAAUCAAAAAUCUACCAAUCGCAUAUUGAUCCAAAAGUGCGAUCGAGAAUGAACGUGCCAUUCAGAAUAAACCCACCCGAAUUGGAGGCGCAAUUCUUGGCAGGUGCUGAAGCUUUGAGGAUGUAUCAGUUGAAGGGACAUCGUAGUGUUGGCGGCCUUAGGGCCAGCAUUUAUAAUGCCAUGACAUUAGAGGGCGUAACUGCGUUGAUUGAUUACAUGAAAGCAUUUGAGAAAAAACAUUCAGCAUAA